Messenger RNA from Lichtheimia ornata, 846 nucleotides. RefSeq lists its product as uncharacterized. The transcript has a single exon. The record is from RefSeq and is a predicted model, not a curated record. NCBI's taxonomy places the organism in Eukaryota, Fungi, Mucoromycota, Mucoromycetes, Mucorales, Lichtheimiaceae. Bases 1 to 846 code for a protein of 281 amino acids.
AUGCCAUAUCUCGACAACAUCCCAGCAAAACGCAUUUUUAACUAUCUAUUAUCCUUGAUUGGUCUUGAUCAACCACCAUCCAUUGUGUAUGCUUCAUCAAACUCUGAGCAACAACAACACCAUGUCAACAACACAACCACCACCACCACAACCCCUUCUUCUUCUUCGUCAUCAUCAUCAUCCUUAUCAGCAACGGAUGCAUGGACCUUACAAUCUUGGGUGGGUGGAUUGUCCAAGACAGUGCUUUGUCAAAUAGUAUGGAGUUGCAUGAUGGAGUACCAUGAUCUGUGGCCAAUCAUUAGUAGUGAGCAACAAAAACUACUACAACAACAGCAAGAAAAAGAUGAGCAAAAAGAACAAGAGCAAGAAGAAAAUAUCCAGGAGAUUAUUAUUAUCGAACACCAUGCAAAGGAAAUCGCACGUCGUUUAGAUGCUUUGAGACCCAGUGAACAGUUUGUUCAUGCUGCUCAGGUUGCCCAAGAAUACCAUCAGCUGAUACGAUUAAGCUCGUCCCUUCAACACCCACUCGCAGCUGCAGUGGCCAUUAUCUUGCUUAUCCAACAGAGCCUCACAGCUGCCCCUGAAGUUCGCCAGCAUGUUUAUUACCAAGCCAAGCUGGGUCGUUUGGCUGUGUUGGAAAUCGGCAACGUUCUCAAGCGUCAAGUGGAUGAUCCAAGUCGUAUGCUCAGUGUCACACACCCAUCCCUCGUUGCUUUUUUGCGUCGAGUGGGUUGGAAAGAACAACUACAAGAUGUGUGUGCACGCCUCGAACGCUAUGAUACCACUUGGGAAUUUCGACAUGAGUAUGAUCACGUUGUGCAGUUGGCAGAGCGUUAUCCAGUAUGA